UUCAUAUCAAAACUUUCUCGGCUUUACAAAAAUAUCUGUCUGUUGAUAUUCCUGUAAAUUUCUUUGUUGUGCUGUAUAUCUUGAGAAGUUUCUUAUCUUGUAAUGGCGGAGGAAAAUGCACCAGAGCAUCAGGAUCGCGGUCUCUUCGGUAUGUUUGGGAAGAAGAAAGAGGAGGAGACACAUCAGCAGCAUGGCGUUGACGUGGAUCCUCACGGGCAUGGACACGUAGGCGAAGCUCACCCUGCUCCUGUGUCUUACGGCGACGUGGAGGGGGGCAAGCUCCAUGGCGAAGGUGAGGAGAAGAAACACGAAGGGGGCCACAUGGGGAAGCUGCAUCGCUCUAACAGCUCUUCUUCCAGCUCUUCUAGCGAAGAGGAAGAAGAUCAAAAGGGGGAGAAGAAGAAGAAGAAAAAGGGUGGAUUGAAGGACAAGAUUAAGCUUCCCGAACACCAUGACAAGAAAGAGGAAGAACACGAUCAUGGCGAACAAGGCGAAAAGAAGGGUUUGAUGGAUAAGAUCAAAGAAAAGCUCCCUGGACACAACAAAGAGGAAGAAAAAGAGUAUUGAGAGUUGUGUGUUUCUACAAAUAUUUAACGUAUAAUAAAAUGUAAUUGUUGGGGUUUUCUUAUAAUUGUAAUGUUUUUUUCAGGCCCUCUGUUUUUUUGUGAAAUUAUUUACUUGAGGGCAGCUCAACCACUUGGGAAGUUGAAACUUUGAGUAGCAUUAAUAAGUUAAAAAAAUGGGAGGUGCCUUCUAUACCUGCAGUUUUUGUAUAAAAUCUUUGGGCUUGCAGUCUACGUUAUGCCCACUGUAUUUGCAGGGUUUGAGCACAAGCAUUGUAAAUUAAUAAAAAAGUCAAAAUAGUGAUUAUAAUAAAAGAUUCUCAUAUCUGCUUUAA
This is a messenger RNA of Cryptomeria japonica (Japanese cedar), 898 nucleotides long. Its product is annotated as dehydrin COR47-like. The coding region runs from base 103 to 567 and encodes 154 amino acids. Gene Ontology annotation, biological process: response to water. NCBI's taxonomy places the organism in Eukaryota, Viridiplantae, Streptophyta, Pinopsida, Cupressales, Cupressaceae. The transcript has 2 exons. The record is from RefSeq and is a predicted model, not a curated record.